AUGACUGAUAAAUCGUGGCCCAAACCUAAAUACCCGGUGCCGUCAGAUGUGGUGUCAAUAUUUCCAUAUAAAUGCCACCCAUUAGACGGAGUGGAGCCGAUGUACAGCGCGGCCCAGAAGUGGUCGUUCGAGUGCAGUCUAUUCACACCCACACAACACAAACGCAUCGCAACGUCCGGCGCGUUUGCCUCCUAUUUCUACCCCGAUUGCCCGGACCCGCGCCGGUACUACAACCUGUACCGACAGAUGAUCAUGUUUUUCAUCAUCGAUGACCACUGCGAGACCACAGAAGGCGAUGUCGGCCUCAAGGCUGCCGAAGCGGACAAUAUUAUCGGUCAAUUGCAUGAAGUGUGUGACAAACUACUCGGUGACCGAUUUGUGUCGGCCCGCGACUGGAAGCCAUACAUGUUGUCCGCGUACGCCCUCUACGAGGAUAUUCUUGUCGACUACAACGACGUCCAAAAGCGCCGAUACGUUCACCUGUGGAGGGAGUGGACGGAUAGUAUGAUUGAUCAAUGCCGUAAUAUAACCGAUGCUAAACAAUAUAAAAGUGCGGACGAAUUCUACAAGAUUAGAGAGAAUGGUGUGGCGGCCAAAUGUACUAUGCAUAUGAUUGAAUACGCGUACGAACUUUACGUACCGGAGCCCGAGUGGCAGAACCCACGGUUUCAGCUUUACUUAACACUCGGAGCGAGGGCUACAGUGUAUACCAACGAUCUCUACUCCAUAGACAAGGAGUUAAUGGACGCCGGGGGUCGAGUGGAGCGGGUGUUCAACGGCAUAGCUAUACUAUCCCGCGUGGAGGGCAUACCACUGGACGCGGCUCUCCAACGAGUGGCCGCAAUGAUGCGGAAAGCGGAGGAAAGUAUGGUAGAGUUGGCCAAUGAGAUCGCCGGUGCCGAGUGGGCCAGCGCUCACACCCCUAUAAAUAAUGUGGUUUAUAGGAUUGCUCUGUCGGCAGUGUUCGUGUAG
Messenger RNA from Medioppia subpectinata, 972 nucleotides. The record is from the annotation of a GenBank genome assembly. NCBI's taxonomy places the organism in Eukaryota, Metazoa, Arthropoda, Arachnida, Sarcoptiformes, Oppiidae.